UUCAUCUGAUCACACAGGUUUGACCUUUUUGACCUAUCUCUGACUCCUUCGCUGGCCAUCCAUCUUCUCGCUUCUCUGUCUCUCUCUGGUUAUAAAACAAUUCAAAAAGAUCCCAAAAAAUGGAAACCCAGCAAUAAUCAGAGAAUCGCUAUGCGUCUUCUCCCCGCCGGAGACUGAUAAACAGAAAGUAAGCGCCGGAUAGAGGAGCUUCAGUUCAUGGCGAUGCCGCUUGUUCCUCCAACUCCGAGCCAAUCGACUGCGGCGGGAGGGACGUCGUCGUCGUCGUUCCGCGGCAGGAUUGGCGCGACUGAUUUUCCGCGGAGGAGGAGGAGAUUGAGCUUGAGCGGUGGCGGGGAGAGGAAUUGGAACUCGCGUGUUAGAAUUUCUGCGGAGAGGAGCGGCGAAGCGGCGGAUAGAAGCGGCGGAGUUGGUGGAGGUGGAGGAGUUGGAGCAGGCGGAGGUUUCGCGGGAGGCGCGAUGGAGGUUACGACGACAUUCGACCGGAGCUACGGCGAGGCCGAGUUCCCCGUUUGGGAUAAGAUUGGUGCCGUGGUUCGGCUGAGUUACGGAAUCGGUAUAUAUGGCGCAAUGGGUUUAGCAGGAAGGUUCAUUUGCUCGUUCACUGGGAUUGAUAGCAUGGGAGGUUUCGAUCCAACGUUGGAUGCUAUUCUUGGAGGGCUUGGAUAUUCAGCUCCUCCAAUUAUGGCUCUCCUAUUUAUAUUGGAUGAUGAAGUAGUGAAGGUUUCUCCUCAUGCUCGGGCCAUUAGGGAUGUGGAGGAUGAGGAGCUUAGGAACUUCUUCUAUGGAAUGUCACCAUGGCAGUUUGUUCUAAUUGUUGCUGCAAGUUCGGUGGGCGAGGAGCUUUUCUACAGGGCUGCUGUGCAGGGAGCUUUGGCUGACUUGUUUAUAAAGAGUGCAAGUAUGGCGACAAAUGCUCAAGGAAUGGCGUCUUUGGCUGGCGUACUGCCUCCACUAGUUCCAUUUGCCCAGGCCUUCGCAGCUGCAGUCACUGCUGCUCUCACCGGUGUCCUAUAUUUUGUCGCCUCGUCCCCUAAAGAUCCAACUUAUGUGGUUGCUCCAGUUCUGCCAUCCCGCUCGGGCCGUGAGGAUCUCAAAAGACUCUUUGCAGCCUGGUACGAGAGGAGGCAAAUGAGGAAGAUCUACUCGCCCUUACUCGAAGGGCUCUUGUCUCUCUACCUCGGCUACGAAUGGAUCCAGACGAACAAUAUUCUUGCACCCAUGAUCACCCACGGGAUAUACUCGACGGUGGUUUUGGGGCAUGGGUUGUGGAAGAUACACGAACACCGGAGAAAACUACGCCAUAGAAUCCUGCAGCUUAAAUCGGAGAGAGGGAGAAUCCAAUGAUGGGAAAGAACUGAAAAAAUGUAUAGCAUAUGUUCCUGGGCAUUAUUAGGUAUAUAUCCCUUUGUAAAGAAAAG
This is a messenger RNA of Linum tenue, 1439 nucleotides long. NCBI's taxonomy places the organism in Eukaryota, Viridiplantae, Streptophyta, Magnoliopsida, Malpighiales, Linaceae. The record is from the annotation of a GenBank genome assembly.